AUGAAAAAAGAAGGAAAACGCCUUAAGAAGGUAGUCAAGAGUAAUGAUCCCCUUGAUGAUAAACGUUUCGAGCAUGUUAGGUCGGAUCCGAAGUUUGCUCAUAUCAAAACUGCGGAUAGGAAAAUUGUAAUUGAAAAACGUUUCUCUGGAUUGCUCUCGGAUGAGAGAUUUGCUAAUUCUUCCACUGUGGAUAAAAGAGGAAAACCAAUACGAAGAAAGAAAAACAACUUGAACUCGUUAUACGCUGUGGAAUCGGAUGGUGAGGAAGAGGCUGAACAGUUAGGCUUGAAGACAAAAGAAGAAAAGAAGCUGAAAAAAAAGAAAACCGUUGUUCCAACGAAAAAAGCUAAGGAGGAGAGUGAAGAAUCAGCGGAAGAUGUCAAAGACUCCACUGACUCAGAUGACUCGGAUGAACCUGUUAGAAUUGAUCUUGCCAGAGGAGAUGGAAACAUAUCUUCAUCUGAUGAUGAUGAGUCUUCUGAGGACUCUGAAUGGGAUAUGCCCGAUGAUGUAGCCCAACAGAUGGAUGUCGCAAUGCUGGACAAUAAUUGUGAACAAGUGGAGUGGGCAAGUAGGCGUUUGGCUGUUUGCAACCUAGACUGGGAUGUGGUCAAGGCAGAGGAUAUUUUUAUUUUAGUCAAUUCUUUUGUACAGACCGGUGGUGAAGUAUUCAACGUUGGAAUUUAUUUAUCAGAUUUUGGUAAAGAAAAAAUGGAUGUAGAAGAAAACCUUGGUCCUCAACUUAAUCUCGAGAAGAUCGGUGAUGAUGAGGAAUAUGACGCCAAUGAUAGGAAAGUAAUCUUCGCCGUACGGAAGUAUAAUCUGGAGAAGUUGAAAUAUUAUUAUGCAGUAAUUGAGUGCGAUUCCGAGACCACCGCUACAAAAAUAUACGAAAAUUGCGACGGAGUUUUGUUUGAGAACUCAGGAUUAAAAAUGGAUCUUAGAUUCGUUCCUGAUGAUAUGGAAUUUGAUCAAGAGAGACUGAAAGAGCAAUUGAAGCAGAGCGAUUUGAACUUGAUGAGGUACAGACCUAAAGCCGAUUUUGAAUCAGUGGUCACUCGUGUCGGUCAGGAUGUUCAGUGGGACGAUGCAGAUUUUGAAAGAUCGAAAAUAGUGCAAGAAGCAUUCGAUUACGAAGAAACUGAAAGAAAUGAUAUGAUUGCUGAUUCAGACUCUGAAGAUGACAAUGCGAGAGAACAACGAAAAAAAGCAUUGCUCUCUUUGAUCGCUGAUAAACCACGAACUGAAAGCCUCAAGAUUGAAUGGGACGGUGAAGAUCAAGAUACUAGCGAUAGUGAUGAUAGCGACAUUGAAAAAGCUUUAGCGAAGAGAUCUGCAAAUGGAGAAAACAGUGAUGAUGAAAGCGCCUCAGAGGCUCUAGAAGCGGAAAAAACUCAGCCAAAGAAAAAUGGCUACAGAGCGUAUAUGGAGAAGGCCAAGGAGAAGAGGAAAGAGAAGAAGCUUCGUAUACGAGAAGCUAAACACCAAGGCGUCGCUCAAGAAAUUGGAGAGCCACAGAAGAAGAAGAGAGCUCAAACAAGAGCGGAUUUGAAACAGAGCGAUUAUGGUACUGCCGCUUCUGUUUUGGCUGAUGAUCGAUUCAAUGCUCUCAUUACUGAUAGUGCAUUCACAAUUGAGCAAACAAAUAAACAUUCUAAGGGAACAAAGCUAAUAGAACUUCAAGUCCAAGCAAAGAAAUCCAUUGUCCCAGUCGCCAAAAAAGAGGAAUCGUUGGUGGAAAGUCUCAAAUCAAAAUCUGCCAAAUGGAGUUCCAAGAAAAGAAAAUAG
Auanema sp. JU1783 is the source of this 1788-nucleotide messenger RNA. The record is from the annotation of a GenBank genome assembly. Lineage: Eukaryota; Metazoa; Nematoda; Chromadorea; Rhabditida; Rhabditidae.